AAGAACGGAGUCUGCAUGCCCGCUAUAAUGUCGAGCUGCGGGGUAAAAGUCAGGAAUCCCGCGGCCUCUCCUCAAAUCCAGGGGCUGUUGGUCAAAAACGCAGAACCGUCACAAAAUAACAUUAAGCAGGAACUUUGGUGGGCAAAGAAAGACCGCAGAAUUAAUCAAAGAGUGGUUCUGCAGCCGUCAAAUAGAAGGAAGAGCUCCCAGAAACACCUGCAGCACUUCAGCUGUGCUUUCAAGACCAUGAGAUCCGCUCUGGAACACGCAGAAAUCAUCAACAGAAUGAAUGACCUGAUAAAUGACAGCAUGAAGACAGAAGACGCUACUCCUGAUGUAUCAGACUACUUGUCUGUAAAUGAGGAAGAGUUUGAUGAGAAUCUUCUCCUGGCAGAGCUGGAGAAGCUGGAGAAGAGUUUGGACGAGAACCUGUUUGAGGCGGACAGAAAGGAGGACCUGGAGUUUCUGGCUGCAUCACCAUCGCAUCUCGCCAAGCUGGAGGAGGAGGAGGAAGAGGAGGAGGAGGACAUCGAAGAGGACUUGGAGUAUCUCCGACAGUGGGCCAACUCCCUGUGAUCCAACCCAACACGUUCAGAAGAGGAGAGAUGAGUGAAAUGAAGGAGCGACCACGACUUUUCUUUGUGUAAAAGUGUUCACGUUCUGUCUUCUAAAGUCGCAACAAAUUAAAUGUAUGAGAGGGAGAAAAAUAAAGUUUCUGUUUUUGUUCUGUCUUACAGUUAGAUUACAAGUUGCAGUAAGUUCUCGGUGCUCCGCUUGAACAGAUGGACCAGUUCUGGUUGUUGUGGUCAGCAGUUCCACCUUCUCAAACCGUCUCACUGACAUUUCUAUGGUUCCGAUUUAUUUCACUGAUCCGGUUCGGGUCUUGUUCUCUGUUUCAUCCUCUGAAUGUUUUAUUCAUUUAUGGUUUUGGAAUAAACUGCAAUGAAAAUCGA
Oryzias latipes (Japanese medaka) is the source of this 953-nucleotide messenger RNA. Its product is annotated as charged multivesicular body protein 4b. Lineage: Eukaryota; Metazoa; Chordata; Actinopteri; Beloniformes; Adrianichthyidae. The record is from RefSeq and is a predicted model, not a curated record.